This is a messenger RNA of Oppiella nova, 240 nucleotides long. Lineage: Eukaryota; Metazoa; Arthropoda; Arachnida; Sarcoptiformes; Oppiidae. The record is from the annotation of a GenBank genome assembly.
AUGGCACUUCCCAGUCAUUUAGACGCGGCUUUUAUCGAUGAAAAUCGAGAUAAGGUUUACGUGAAAAACAAUUAUCUCUUUUGGCGAGAAUACCGGAGCUCUAUAGCCAUGAAUCAGCUACUGGUGCGGAUGAGUUCAAAUAAAAGUCGAGUCAAACAAAUAGCCAUAAAAAAGGCGAACCGAAAGCCCAAACAAUUGACACAAAGAUCUAAACUAUUGUCACAAAACCCUAAACUAUAA